AUGUCUGACAGGUUCAAGGGGAGCAAUUCAGCAAGGGUUGUUAAAAAUGGUGGUUUUAUUGGUGGUAAUUCGACUGCCAACNCCUUUGCAGUAACGGCAAACCAAAUUAUGCAGGCCUCGAGAAUAGAUGAGAUGGAUGACAUGAUGGGAUUUGAGAGGUAUACUGCACCACAGUACAGUGGGCGGAGGGAUGCUAACAAGUUGGGUCAGAUUCCUGGUCGUGUGGGGUGGCUUUCAAACAUGCAUCCGACGAUUAUCUCACCUGUAUCAAUACCGGGAGCUAGUGGAAACGACGCUACGGGUAUCGCUGGUGUAGACUUCUAUUUCUUGGAUGAGGAAGGUGGAAGUUUCAAGUCUACCAUCACAUACGACCCAUAUUUCUUCAUAAAGUGCUCUGAUCCUUCUCGAGUUGCUGAAGUGGAAGAAUAUAUCAAAAAAUACUUGGAAACUUGUCUUAAGAGUGUUACUAUUGUGGAAAAAGAUGAUUUAUCUUUGGACAACCAUUUACUAGGUUUGAAGAGAACUCUCAUAAAGUUGACAUUCAUCAAUUCGAAUAAAUUAUUCGAAGCAAGGAAGCUUCUGCGUCCAAUCUUGGCACAUAAUGAGAACAACAAUACGCAAAAAAAUCUUUACUCGGGACAGAUGAUGGGAAAUCCAAAAACUGACGUUAAAAGCCUGAUAGAGGACAUUAGAGAAUACGAUGUGCCAUAUCAUGUGCGAGUAUCUAUUGACAAGGGAAUACGAGUGGGUAAAUGGUAUAAAGUCACAUCCGGUGGGUUUUUUGAGUUGAAGGAGAAAGUUGCAUUUGCUGAACCAGUGGUGUUAGCCUUUGAUAUCGAAACCACGAAGGCUCCUCUAAAGUUUCCCGAUUCUGCCAUCGAUCAAGUUAUGAUGAUUUCGUAUAUGAUCGACGGAGAAGGUUUUCUUAUAACAAAUAGAGAGAUUAUUUCGGAAGACAUCGAGGAUUUUGAAUAUUCGCCAAAGCCAGAAUACUUGGGACAAUUCACGAUCUUUAACGAAGUUGAUGAAUUAGCAUUAUUACAAAGAUUUUUUGAGCAUAUUAGGGACGUUAGACCCACAGUCAUUUCCACAUUUAAUGGUGAUUUUUUCGAUUGGCCAUUUAUUGAAAAUCGAUCAAAAAUUCAUGGCUUGGACAUGUUUGAAGAGAUUGGUUUCGCACCUGAUUCCGAUGGGGAGUAUAAAUCCUCCUACUGCUCUCAUAUGGACUGUUUUCGUUGGGUGAAAAGAGAUUCUUAUCUUCCUCAAGGUUCUCAAGGUUUAAAAGCAGUAACACAGGCAAAAUUAGGUUAUAAUCCAAUCGAACUGGAUCCAGAGCUCAUGACACCCUACGCAUUUGAGAAACCACAACAGCUUUCGGAAUACUCUGUUUCUGAUGCAGUGGCAACUUACUACCUUUACAUGAAAUACGUUCAUCCAUUCAUUUUUUCUUUAUGCACAAUCAUCCCAUUAAACCCCGAUGAAACCCUCAGAAAAGGUACUGGUACCUUAUGUGAAAUGCUUUUGAUGGUUCAGGCUUACGACGGUAACAUUAUGCUGCCGAACAAAUACACGGAUCCAAUUGAAAGAUUUUAUGACGGCCAUUUACUCGAAUCAGAGACUUACGUCGGAGGACAUGUGGAAUCUCUUGAAGCGGGCGUGUUUAGGAGUGACAUUCCAAGUGAUUUCAAAGUUGAUCCCACUGUCAUAGAUGAGCUACUGGACGAUCUGCCGCAUGCUCUCAAGUUUUGUGUUGAAGUCGAAAACAAUUCCAAGAUAGAGGAUGUCACCAACUUUCAAGAUAUUAUGGAUGAGAUUACUGUAAAACUCAAGGAUUUGAAAGUAAAAAACGAAAGAAGCGAGUUGCCUUUGAUUUAUCAUGUCGAUGUGGCAUCAAUGUACCCUAAUAUAAUGACAACCAACAGAUUACAACCGGAUAGUAUGAAGAGUGAAAGAGACUGUGCAAGUUGCGAUUUUAAUAGGCCAGGUAAAACAUGUGACAGACGAUUGAAAUGGUCAUGGAGAGGAGAAUUCUUUCCAGCAAAAAUGGAUGAAUAUAAUAUGGUCAAGAGGGCACUACAAAACGAAACAUUUCCCAAUAAAAACAGAUUCUCGAAGAAAAAAUUCCUGACAUUUGAUGAACUAUCCUAUGCGGAGCAGGUAACUCACAUUAAAAAACGUCUGACAGAUUAUAGCAGAAAGGUAUACCACAGAGUCAAGGUGUCCGAAGUCGUGGAGAGAGAAUCGAUUGUGUGCCAGAGAGAAAAUCCUUUCUACGCAGAUACCGUGCGAUCCUUCAGAGAUAGAAGAUACGAGUUCAAAGGCCUAGCCAAAACCUGGAAGGGUAAAUUAGCGGCUAUUCCGUCUUCUGACAAGCAUGCUAAAGAUGAGGCAAAGAAGAUGAUUGUUCUUUACGAUUCUUUGCAACUAGCUCACAAAGUCAUUUUGAACUCUUUUUAUGGAUACGUUAUGCGUAAAGGUUCUCGGUGGUAUUCAAUGGAAAUGGCCGGAAUAACUUGUCUAACAGGUGCCACAAUCAUUCAAAUGGCCAGGGCUUUAGUAGAAAGAAUAGGGAGGCCGUUGGAGUUGGAUACCGAUGGUAUUUGGUGUAUUGUUCCAAAGUCAUUUCCCGAGAACUAUUCCUUCCAAAUGAACAAUGGCAAACGUUUGUUCUUAUCUUAUCCUUGUUCGAUGCUUAACUAUAAGGUCCAUCAGAAAUUCACAAAUACCCAGUACCAGGAACUAAGUGAUCCUGUGAGGCACAAAUAUAAGACCCAUGAUGAAAACUCUAUUUUUUUUGAAGUUGAUGGCCCUUACAGGGCGAUGAUUCUACCUACUUCGAAGGAGGAAGGUAAAGGUAUCAAAAAGAGAUAUGCUGUGUUUAAUGAGGAUGGCUCUCUUGCCGAAUUGAAAGGUUUUGAAUUGAAAAGAAGAGGUGAGUUACAGCUAAUCAAAAAUUUUCAGAGUGACCUUUUCAAGGUAUUUCUGGAAGGUGACGAUCUACAAAGCUGUUAUGGAGCGGUUGCUGCUGUUGCUAAUAGAUGGUUCGAUAUUUUGGACACAAAGGGGGCCAUGCUUGAAGAUGAGGAUCUGAUAGAGUUGAUUUGUGAGAACAGAAGCAUGUCAAAGACCUUGAAGGAAUAUGAGGGCCAAAAAUCAACCUCCAUAACAACAGCCAAGAGGCUAGGUGAAUUUUUAGGUGAGGAAAUGGUGAAAGAUAAAGGUUUGCAAUGUAAAUAUAUUAUCAGUAGCCUGCCGCCAAAUGCUCCUGUUACUGAACGUGCCAUUCCAGUCGCUAUCUUUUCAGCAGAAAUAUCUGUAAAGAGAUCUUUCCUACGGAGGUGGACAUUGGAUACGUCGCUGGAGGACUUUGAUCCUCGCGCUAUCAUCGACUGGGAUUAUUAUAAAGAGAGAGUGGCUUCGGUCAUCCAAAAGAUUAUCACUAUCCCCGCAGCUCUACAAAACAUUCCCAAUCCAGUCCCAAGAGUUGAGCAUCCAGUAUGGCUAAAGAAAAGAUUGGCAACCAAGGAAGACAAGUUCAAACAAGAUUCAUUGAGUAAGUUCUUAGUCAAAGCUUCGCAGGCGCCGGCGUCUGGUCAAAUUAAAGAUAUUGAGGAUCUCUUCAAAAACAAUGCAGAUAUUACGAAGGAGACCUCUAAAAUAGCCAAAGUAUCUUCUCGUAAGGAUCGAAACAAGAGGAAGCGGCAGCAACCUCCAGAAGUGGAAUCUUUAGUGUUGCCAUCUGUUAUGCCGUCUAUGGAUGAUGAUUAUGUGGCGUGGCUUGAAUACCAAAAGAUCAAAUGGAAGAUUCAGUCGAGGGAUAGGAUACGUAGAGCUCAAUUAUUCGGAAGUACAGGAAACUCGGCCGACAGAAGUGCGCUGGGCGGCCUGAUGAGAAAACAAGCAGAAACUUAUGCCAAUUCCACCUGGGAAGUAUUACAAUAUAGAAUUUCAGCGCAACCUGGAACACUAGAUGUUUUCGUCUCCAUUCAAGGUCAAAUACAAGUUCUCAAAUUCAAGGUUCCUAAAACAGUUUACGUCAACUUCAGAUCAAUACCCCACGUCUCUACACCGGAGCAUCUCGUCAUGGAACCAUCCAAUGCGACGCUGCCAAAUAACUCUAGAAUGAGCGACCCAACAUCCAAAAACCUUUAUAAAUGUACGAUGCCAGAAAGCAUUUACAUUGACGAGAUGCAGAAUGACUCAGGUAUUUUCAAUUACAUGAAUGUUUCUGGAAUUUUUGAAAGUACUGUCACUGCUAGUGAAAGAGCAAUUAUUGAGCUCGGUUCAUCCGUUGUGUUUAGGUCGAACACCUUGGGUGCUCUGGGUAAAGGUUUACAGAAUGGAUAUGAGUUUAGAAAUUUGGCUAUGGCAGAUACUCAGAGAUAUCUCAAUAGGUUCUCUUUGGCCGUCAGCUACCUUUUGCACUUGAAGUCGAAUAUUGGCUACGAAUUUUUCUGUCUCGUUAAGUCUUGGAGUAAGGCUGCUAUGAUUUACUAUUAUAAGCCUUCCUCUAAUGCAAAGGAAAUAGCCCCAGCCAUGCUAAAACAGAUCUACAAGGAGGCUUUUGAGCAAAAGAAGGAAUUCCACUCUAAGUUCUCUCGAUUUUUCCCUCUAAACGAAGAUAUGGACUUUGAGCUACAAGCCUUUGCUGACCGCUCGAAACUGUAUCGAAAGCUCUCGCUUCAAAUCAAUAAGUUAAAGGAGGAGAAGGGUUUGCAAUUUUUACUUCUACUACAAUCACCAUUUCCCACGAAUUUGACCAAAAGAAUCAAGGUAUUGGGACAAGUCCCAGUGGUAGAAAUCACCAUGAAUGAGUUAGAUUUACCUCAACUGCAGUGGGAAGUGGUACUGAGUAAAAAAAUGAUAAGCCACUUCCUUUCUUGUGGUUCCUGGCUGUCUCACUUGGUUACUAUCUCCCAGUCGAGUAGCAUCCCGAUUUGUAACCUCAAGCUUGACAAUGCGGGGUUCGUCAUAGAUGUACUUUACUCACGUCAGCUCAAGAAUGAUGGCUACGUGCUGUGGUGGAAUGACAAUAGCCCUCUUCCAGACCAUGGAGGAGCACAAAGGGAUUUUGAUCUGAACACUUCGUGGCUAAUGAACGAUCUAGCCUUUCCAGAGGUGAAUAAUCCUGCCGUGUAUGAUCAAGUUGUAUUAGAAAUCGGAGUGGGCAACUUGACGAUCAACGCUGUCCUUGGAUCAGCUCUCAUCAAUGAAGCCGAAGGAGGUGAUCCCAUGGGAAUGGACGUCUCCAACAGCUUGAAUAGCGGUGACCAUAAUUCCGGUGAUAACUUGGUCAACGAUGCAUUUUCAGGAGGAUCGCUGUUGGUCUUGCGUAAUCUCCUAAAAGAGUGGUGGGACAGCGCUCUGGCGAACAACUCAACUUCAGAUCUACUUAUUAACUCGUUUGUUAACUGGAUUCAAAACCCAGACUCCAAACUGUUUGAUCCCUCUUUAAGAUAUCACGUUCGCAAUCUGACUAAAAAAUCCUUACUUCAACUGAUGAACGAGUUUCAUAAUCUAGGUUCAAGUGUCACUUACGCUGAUAGAAACAAAAUUCUUGUAAAAACGAACAAAUAUUCUCCCGAGACUUGUUACGCAUAUGGUCAAUACAUCAUCAAGGCUGUACGGAAGAACCUUGUUUUCACCUACCUCGAUCUUAGAAUCGAAAAGUACUGGGAUCUACUAAUUUGGAUGGAUAAGCACAAUUUUGGGGGCCUAGCUUGUACGGAUAUUCAAGAAAAAGAAGUUCAGGAUGUAAGAGCUUUCUCAAAAUGGCAUAUUAAAGAAUUUCUCCCUCUUAUUUACAAGCCAGAGUUUGAUGACUGGAUGAUGAUUUUUCUCGACAGCAUGGUCAAGACGAAAAGGAACUACCUACAGUCCACCGAAGGUACGCAAAGACUUACACAGAUCUUGCCAAUAAAAACGAACAAAGAUGGGUUCAGCGACGAUGACGAUCAAGGACCACUGACGGACUUUACUCGUAUGUUUUCCGCCCCAUUGAUCAACAGAAUCGAAAAGCUCUAUCAAAAUGAGAAGAAAUUCAUUCUCGAUCCGAAAUAUGCCGCUGAGUACACAUUUCCGAUCUUACCGGGCUCUCACCUCUCGAUGAAGGCUCCAUUGUUAGAGCUCGUGAAAUACCUAUGUCAAGUGAUGCUUCUUUCUAAGAGUAAUUUAUUAGAGGUUCGUGAGCUUCGUAAGGAGUUGUUGAAAGUCUUCGAGGUUCGCGAGUUUGAUACGAGAGCAGAAUUUAUUAAUCCAAGCACGAGCUUAGUAGUGAAUGGCUUUUUAUGCGAGUUUUGCUUCUUUACCACUGACAUUGAUUUCUGCAAAGACGAUCCCACCACCAUCUUUGCUUGUCCAAGCUGCCAUAAAAAGUUCAAUCGUGUGCUCUUACAGGAGCAUAUGAUACAGAAACUAUAUGCGGAUGUAGAAUCAUAUCUGACUCAGGAUUUGCAGUGUUCAAGGUGCAGGAGAAUGAAGCAAGAUAAUAUGAGCACUUACUGUAGUUGUUCUGGUUCCUGGGUAGGCUCAGUUUCGAAAAAUUCUUUGAUAGAAAAGGCUCUUGUGUACCGGCAGGUUACUGAGUACUACGACUUCGAUUUGCUGAGAUGUGCAUUGGAAGAUAUUUGUGUGUAG
Messenger RNA from Torulaspora delbrueckii, 6636 nucleotides. It is a transcript of the gene POL2, whose product is annotated as DNA polymerase epsilon catalytic subunit. Gene Ontology annotation, molecular function: nucleotide binding; DNA-directed DNA polymerase activity; DNA binding. The record is from RefSeq and is a predicted model, not a curated record. Lineage: Eukaryota; Fungi; Ascomycota; Saccharomycetes; Saccharomycetales; Saccharomycetaceae. The transcript has a single exon. Gene Ontology annotation, biological process: DNA replication proofreading; mitotic cell cycle; nucleotide-excision repair, DNA gap filling. Gene Ontology annotation, cellular component: epsilon DNA polymerase complex; nucleus. The coding region runs from base 1 to 6636 and encodes 2211 amino acids.